This is a messenger RNA of Schistosoma spindalis, 1886 nucleotides long. NCBI's taxonomy places the organism in Eukaryota, Metazoa, Platyhelminthes, Trematoda, Strigeidida, Schistosomatidae. The record is from the annotation of a GenBank genome assembly.
AUGCCUAACGCCAUUGGGAUCGAUCUUGGUACAACAUAUUCGUGUGUUGGUGUUUUCCAGCAUGGCAAAGUGGAGAUAAUUGCCAAUGAUCAGGGUAACAGAACGACACCGAGUUAUGUGGCGUUCACAGAUGCUGAGCGUUUAAUUGGUGAUGGAGCGAAGAACCAAGUGGCGAUUAAUCCAACAAAUACAGUGUUUGAUGCGAAGCGGCUAAUCGGUCGUCGGUUCGAUGAUCCAUCAGUGCAGAGUGAUAUGAAGCAUUGGCCAUUCGAGGUGGUUCAAGUCGGUGGGAAGCUGAAGAUUCGUGUUGAAUAUAAGGGUGAGAAGAAGUUGUUCUCCGCGGAGGAGAUUUCGUCAAUGGUGUUGACGAAAAUGAAGGAGGUUGCUGAAAGUUAUUUGGGCAGGACGGUGAGUGACGCGGUUAUAACAGUUCCUGCUUACUUCAAUGACAGUCAACGUCAAGCGACUAAAGAUGCAGGUGCUAUAGCUGGUCUUAAUGUGUUGAGAAUCAUUAACGAGCCGACAGCUGCGGCAAUUGCCUAUGGUUUAGACAAGAAGGUUGGUGGUGAGCGUAAUGUGUUGAUAUUUGAUUUGGGUGGUGGUACAUUUGAUGUGUCCAUCUUGACGAUUGAGGAUGGUAUAUUCGAGGUGAAGUCUACUGCUGGUGAUACACACUUGGGAGGUGAAGAUUUUGACAAUCGUCUAGUGGAUCACUUUGUGAAAGAGUUCCAGAAGAAAUUCGGUAAAGACAUUCGUGACAAUAAGCGUGCAUUGCGUCGCUUGAGGACAGCGUGUGAACGUGCGAAACGUACAUUGAGUUCGAGCACCCAGACAAAUCUGGAGAUUGACUCGUUGUGUGAUGGUAUUGAUUUUUACACGUCGAUUACUCGUGCACGAUUUGAGGAGUUGAAUGCCGAUCUAUUCCGUGGUACAUUGGAUCCUGUUGAGAAGGCUUUACGCGAUGCUAAGAUGGAUAAAGCCCAGAUUCACGACAUAGUGUUGGUUGGUGGUUCCACUCGUAUCCCUAAGGUGCAGAAGCUGUUGCAGGACUUCUUCAACGGGAAGGAGUUGAACAAAUCCAUUAAUCCGGAUGAAGCUGUGGCUUAUGGUGCAGCUGUGCAGGCAGCCAUUCUAAGUGGUGACAAGUGUGAGGCUGUGCAGGACUUGCUGUUGCUUGACGUGGCUCCACUGUCACUGGGUCUUGAAACGGCUGGAGGUGUGAUGACGGCUCUGAUUAAGCGUAACACGACAAUUCCGACGAAGCAGACUCAAACGUUCACGACGUACUCGGACAACCAGCCUGGUGUGCUUAUUCAGGUGUUCGAGGGUGAGCGUGCUCUGACGAAGGACAACAAUCUGCUUGGCAAGUUCGAACUCUCAGGUAUCCCACCUGCUCCUCGUGGUACUCCCCAGAUUGAGGUGACGUUUGAUAUAGACGCGAACGGUAUUCUGAACGUAUCUGCUGUUGACAAGGGUACAGGGAAACAGAACAAGAUAACGAUCACAAAUGACAAGGGUCGUUUGACGAAGGAGGAGAUUGAACGGAUGGUAGCUGAUGCGGACAAGUACAAGGCUGAGGAUGAGAAGCAGAGAGAUCGUGUUUCUGCGAAGAACUCGCUUGAGAGUUAUGUGUACACAAUGAAACAGCAAGUGGAGGGUGAGCUUAAAGAAAAGAUAUCUGAAAGUGAUCGUCAAGUGAUAUUAAGUAAGUGUGAGGAUACAAUUGGUUGGUUGGACCUCCAUCAGUUGGCGGAGAAGCAUGAGUAUGAAAAUAAGCGGGAGGAGUUGGAGAAGGUCUGUGCGCCGAUAAUUACGAAGGUGUACCAGGCUGGUGGUAUGCCAGGAGGCAUGCAUGAAGCAGGUGGUGCUAGUGGUGGAAGUGGUAG